Messenger RNA from Coccidioides posadasii C735 delta SOWgp, 2011 nucleotides. It is a transcript of the gene CLP1, whose product is annotated as Cleavage polyadenylation factor subunit clp1. Gene Ontology annotation, molecular function: polynucleotide 5'-hydroxyl-kinase activity. The record is from RefSeq and is a predicted model, not a curated record. Gene Ontology annotation, biological process: tRNA splicing, via endonucleolytic cleavage and ligation. Lineage: Eukaryota; Fungi; Ascomycota; Eurotiomycetes; Onygenales; Onygenaceae. Gene Ontology annotation, cellular component: mRNA cleavage factor complex; nucleus.
AGCUGCACUAACAACCUCAAUUGUCCCAAAUCAACCUUACACACGACCGCCAGCAGCUUACUUUAUGGACUCAUUGCCUUAAAUCCAAUUAUAAAUCCUAUACAAACACCUUUUGCGCUGGCAGUUAGGCGGUGGAGGGCAAUGCAAUGUCUCUCCCCGGUUUAGAGCUUUCACAACAGCCCAUCGAAGCCCGAAGACCUCCCCCGCAACCGACGCAGAUCAGUCUUCCCAAGGGAUCGGAAUGGAGAUUUGAAGUCGCUUUCGGGAAUACAACCCGGGUGAAGUUACUCGCCGGCACUGCAGAAUUGUUCGGCACUGAACUUGCUACGUCGCAAACCUACACUUUCUCUGGAACGAAAGCCGCGAUAUACACAUGGCACGGAUGUACGCUGGAAGUCGGGGCGGGUGAUCCCGUUCCCAUUGGGCCUGUGGGAAGUGCGCCUGUACCUCCUGGCCCCGGGAACGGGGGAUGUCAGGUCGAAUACAUCGCCGAAGAGACGCCCAUGGCCGAAUAUGCGAAUGUGCACUUCGCGCUGGAGACGAUGAGGCAUGAUGCCAAAGCCGCCGGGAGAGAUGGGCCACGGGUGCUCAUCCUCGGACCGGAAGAUGCGGGGAAGACGAGUCUAGUGAAGAUAUUGACCGGAUAUGCGACGAAGAUGGGGAGACAGCCCUUGGUUGUGAAUUUGGAUCCGUCGGAGGGCAUGCUGAGUGUUCCCGGGGCGUUGACGGCAACGGCGUUUCGGUCUAUGAUCGAUGUGGAAGAAGGGUGGGGGAGUAGUCCGAUGUCUGGCCCUAGUCCGAUACCCGUGAAGCUGCCGCUGGUGUAUUUUUAUGGGUUACCGGCCUGCUUGGAUGGGGAUGGGAGUUACUAUAAGGCGAUUGUAUCCAGGUUGGCACUGGCUGUGACGGGCAGGAUGGCAGAGGAUUCGGAUGCGAGGGAAGCUGGUGUCAUUAUUGACACGCCCGGCAUCAUUGGCCAAGGAAAAGGUGCUUCUGAAGACGUUAUACAUCAUAUUGUGACCGAAUUCUCAAUAUCCACCAUCCUUAUCAUCGGUUCAGAGCGCCUUUACAGCACCAUGGUCAAAAACUACGAUAACAAACCAAUCGCCACGUCAGCGACAGCAGCUGCUUCUGAUGAGCGAAUCUCAGUGGUGAAACUCACCAAAUCGGGCGGUUGCGUCGACCGUGAUGCGACAUUCAUGAAAUAUGUUCGCGAAUCUCAAAUACGGUCGUACUUCUUUGGAAGUCCUGUACCAUCAACUGCAUCCUCAGCGCUCUCGCUCUCCUCCACAACCACAGGCACCACGAUGACACUUUCUCCACACACCUCGCAGGUCGACUUUAACAGCUUAUCUAUAUACAGCAUCACCAUCGCCACAGAAGGUGAAGAAGAUGAAUACGACCCAUCAAAAUUCGAUUCAUUCCUGCCCGGCGGACAUGAAGAAAACGAUCAUAAUACCUCUCUCACGGGCACAACCUCUCUUCAACCCCCAUCUGGCCUUCUCCCAGGCCUCCGAUCCGAACUCCCAAGUGCCACCACAGGUCUCCCAUCCGCUUCUACAAGUUCCACUACUCCGUUUACAAAUCUUCCUUCCCCAGCACCAAUGUCCCUAGCGAAUACGUUGUUAGCAAUCACCAAUGCUGCUCCCAACGCAUCAUUGGACGAGGUCCGCGAUGCGAGUAUUAUGGGUUUCAUAUACAUUGCAGAUGUCGACGAGAAGAAAGGCCAAGGUGGUAAGUUAAGGCUGCUAGCGCCAGUCGGUGGCAGGGUGCCGAAUAGGGCGAUGAUCUGGGGGAGAAAAUGGCCUGGUGAGGUGGUAGGACUGAUCGGAUAGAGUCCAUGAUUUCACUUCAUUUCGAGAGAAUGAAUUUGGCGGGCAUCUAGAUGAGUGGAAGAUGAUACUUAUGCACAAUAGGGCAGCGGACAAAAACCCAGGUUUAGGGAAGGAUUAUAUGAACAGGACAAGGUAUGCAUCUAUUUCGAAGGAAUAAUAAAUAGAACAUUUGAAAG